UUACCUGGAUUCGAGUUCAGUCUCGUCGUGCGUAUUAAAGUAAUUAGUUGGUAUACCGCUGCUUCGCGAAGAUGCGACCUCGAGGGUCGUGCAAGAAGCUCGAUUGCAUUUUCGCAUUAUCGAAAUGGAUCCUUCUCUCCGGCUGCCUCCUCUCGUUAACACCACGUGGUAUCAUCGCGCAAAAUGAAAGCGAGACGUUCGAAAGUGCAUUCGGAUUGAAUUUGCCCGAGUCGAUCGAGAACGAGAGCACGGAGAGGAACACCAGUUUGCCGCCGCAGACGAAGGAGGCUCACCUGGAGCUCGAGGACCUCGCUGUGGAGGAGAAGGAUCUGAGUCCUGUUGAGAAAAAGGACGGCGUGGAGAGUCAGGUGCAAGCUUUGCCAGAAGCUGAAAAUGCUUUCGCGGCGAAAGGCGAGGCCGAGGUGGACACGUUCUCCGUGCAAAAUAUUUCCGGUAGGAUGGCGAAAGAAAAAACUGCGAAAUAUGUAAGAUACGAUUCGAAUUUACCUGACGCCUAUAGGUACGCGCCCCGCCCGGACGACAAUCAGGCGUUUUAUAAAAUAACGGACACCAGGUUGAAAGAAAUUCGUUCUGAAUUUAUGUACUGGUACUUUGAUAAAGGCGGCAACGACGAGAAGGGCGACUACCAGUCGGCCCUGCAGGCGACGAACUUGCAGAUCCAUAAAAAUCUCAACUUCCAGUUGCCUUUCUUCGGCUUUAGGUUCAACUACACAAGAUUAACUGUUAACGGAUACUUGGAAUUCAGCGACCCACCGGAGCACCUCACGUACCCUCUUGUCUUUCCCAUUAAAGAUUGGCCUAAAAAGAAUGAUCCCAGCUUCAUCGGCAUUUUCUUCAGCAAAUGCCGCAUAGGACUGUUGCGAGAAACCGAUCUCGAUCAAAGGAAACCGGGGGUGUACUUCAGGCUCGAGAGGGAUCUGCAAGGGAGAACCGACCAGUUCGGCGUGGAGAUGCGAGAGCGUGUCAUGUGGGACAUCCGCCAGGGUGUCGUCGGCGCCGAUUCGUUCAUACCCAAGCACGCCCUUAUCGCAACCUGGAAGAACAUGUCUUUCACGGGUGGUAUCGACCUGUCCCUCCACAAAACUAACACGUUCCAGUUGGUCCUAGCCACCGACGAGGUCUUCACCUAUGCCAUUUUUAAUUAUCUCAAUAUCCAAUGGACGAGUCACACCGAGGCGGGCGGUGACACGACACAAGGCGAGAACGGAGUCGCCGCAUACGUGGGCUUUAACGCCGGCAACGGCACUCAGAGCUACGAGUAUAAGCCCUACUCGCAAGCGACCACGAUCCGCGACUUAACGAGCAGGGGAUGGGCGAACGGUUUCCCGGGACGGCACAUUUUCAGGAUAGACGAGAAGAUAAUGCUGGGCACCUGCAAUAAGGACAUAGCCGGAGCUCAUCUGCCGCUGGUUUUCGCACCGGAGUCCGGGAACAUGCUGGGUGGUACGGUCGUCAACAUCACCGGGCCGUGUUUCAACGAGAGCCAGAAGAUCAAAUGCCGUUUCGAGAACGAGGUGGUGAUGGGCGUGGUAAUAGACAGAAAUCGCGCGAUCUGCGUGCAGCCGUUCCUCAAGUACGAAGGCUACAUUCGCUUCUACAUCGCCAUCGACAGUGGCACUUACGAUUGGAAGGGAAAGUAUUUCGUCGAAACCCCGGCAACGGCGACAGAGAGGAUCUUCUUCAUCGAUAAAGAGGCCGUUCACUUGAAGGAUCCCGCGGAAAUAAAAAUCACGUGGAACGCGUAUAAUUUGACCACCAAUAUAGGAGCGGGAAUACAGAUCUCGUUGUGGGGAUACAGGGAGACCAAGACGAGACCAGAGUUUGAGUACAUAACGAUUCUGGAGGUUCGUACGAGACAACUAUGCGCGCAGAGAGUUGUCGGUAAAUCAAACCACUCCAGCAUCCCCUUAAGGUGGCCUUCACUAAUAUUAAAUCGCUAUUAUGUUGACGAUAUUGCGAUCGUAAUCGAUGCGUUACAUUUUGCAGUGAGAGGUAAUAACUCCGCUACCAUCGAGGUCCGUUUGAGACCUAAGCACGCACAGUGGCGAUAUCGGCUCGACGUCUUCGCGGACGGUCAAAGGGUAUUCUUUGAUAGACCAUCCUUAAAAUUCCAACAUUUCCCCGGGGUCGUCGUUUAUACUCCUACGUACAUCUUGAAUCAGAGCGAGGUCAUUAUUAUGCUCGAUACCGGCGCUGGCGUAGAAGUCGUGGAGAACGAGGGCUUCAUAUCCGCUCGAACGUAUCUACCGUGGUCAUAUCUGAACAAAACCAGGGGACUGUUUGGCAUUUGGAAUUUCGAUCGCACGGACGAUUUGACGAGUCCGCAGGGAUAUCAAGUCCCAAUCACCAGCGUGAAUCAUUCGGAGACCAUUCAUAGGGACUUCGCGAUACAUUGGAUGUUGGAAGAUAAAGAGAACAAACUGUUAGGGGCGGCUUUAUUCCAUAGAGAGUUCGGUAGAACGGCGAGCUAUUAUGCUAAUCGCACGUUCGAGCCGGAAUUCCGAAAAUAUCCGUCGGAGAUACUCCCGGCGAACAGGUCGUACGAUGUAAACCGCGCGAUUGAUCUGUGCGGCGACUCAUAUCAGUGUCAGUACGAUUACGUUAUGACGUUGAAUCGAGAUUUAGCGCACUUUACUCGAAACUACUACGAUACCUACACCCAGAUCCGAGCGUUGAAUAUGAAGGAAGUUAUAUCCUGCGGCGUACUGGAAACACCGCGGUUCGGACGCAAGAGUAAUUUCCUAUUUGUCCCGGGGACGAAAGUGAGCUUCGAGUGCAAUCAGGAUUUCAUAUUGAUCGGUGAUCAACGUCGGGUGUGCACGCCAGAAGGACGAUGGAACACUCCGGAAUACGGAUACACGGAAUGCCUCCGUCAGCAGGAAUAUAGCUCCCGUCAGGCGGGAAUUACCACCGGCAUAGUGCUCGCUUGCCUGAUCCCCAUUCUGUUGAUAGUCAUUUGCGUCGGAUAUCGAGCCCUCAAGAGCCGCAAGGAACAACGCGAGCAGGAGGAGAUCUUAGCGAGAACGCGGCAGGCGGAGCUGCAACGACUGCGGAAGAUCGGCGAGGACGAUGAGCCGGUUCCUUAUAGUCCCAGCAAGGCCACGGAGAUCAAUUAGAGGGAAUUUUAUAUAUCGCAUUUUCCUAGGAACGUAGAACUUUUUGUACGCUACUCAUGUACCAUUUAUUUACUUGUAAACCACCACCCGCCGCUGUGACGACUGCGUCAUAUCUAAACUUAUUUAAGUACAAAUUAUCUACGAAUGACCAAAGCGGCGACGCGAGGUUUCGUGCCUUUUUCUUCGUUAUUUCUUUUCUCUCUUUUUUUUGUAAAUCUAUUAAGGGCCCGUGCGACGGCAAGAGAAGACAACGAUUCUCCUCCUUCCGUUAAUCAUACUUUCAUGUUAAUCAACCUGCGGAGAAAAUAAAUUGGAAUGAGAAGAA
Vollenhovia emeryi is the source of this 3462-nucleotide messenger RNA. It is a transcript of the gene mesh, whose product is annotated as protein mesh. Lineage: Eukaryota; Metazoa; Arthropoda; Insecta; Hymenoptera; Formicidae. The transcript is spliced from 13 exons. Gene Ontology annotation, biological process: cell-matrix adhesion. The record is from RefSeq and is a predicted model, not a curated record. The coding region runs from base 72 to 3137 and encodes 1021 amino acids.